GUAGAGUUGUGAGUCAAAUUUAUUGGCUCAGAUAUUUGUGCAGCCACGUCCUCUCUUGCUAACCUUCACCCUCAACGCGGAGCUGUCCAUUGGCACAGGUGCUGAAACGCGUAGGUUCUCAUUCCCUCACAGCGGUGCGAGACUGAGGGUCGAGAGUAAAACAUUUGAAUGAUUGUAUUGACUUUAUCCAUAUAUUUUUGAGACACUUCGGUGGAUAUACAUUGAUUUACUCAGCUUUCAUCAAGAGCGCAUCAAAGGUCCACGUUCUGACCCGGUCAGUUAACGGACUCUUAAGAGGGAGAAAUAUGGCUUUUAUGGUGAAACAAAUGGUGGGAGGGCAUGUGAAGAACCUGACCGGGGGUUUGACUGAGGAAAAGCCCGAAGGAGAGAAAUCGGAAGCCGCAGCGGCAGGAAUGACCCAGGAGGAAUUUGAACAAUAUCAACAACAGUUAGAGGAGGAAAAGCAGGAACGAGAUGCUAGUUUUGCCCAGAAGAAAGCUGAGCGGGCAACAGUUAGAAGUCACUUCCGGGACAAAUACAGACUGCCAAAGAAUGAGCUGGAUGACACUCAGAUCCAGCAGGCGGGGGAUGACGUGGAGCUGCCCACAGAGCUAGCCAAGAUGAUCGCUGAUGACAACAAGGAGGAGGCGUCCAAAACGUCUGUCCUGGGCCAGCUGACCAACAUCCAGAAUGUGGACAUGGACCAGCUGAAGGACAAGGCCCAGGCCACGCUGGAAGACCUCAAACAGUCUGCUGAAAAGUGCAAUCUCAUGUGAUCUGGCUGGCUGACUGAAUUCCUGCUCUCUCUCUCUCUCCCUCCCUUACUUUCUUUAUCUGUACAACAAAGGAUCUGUGUAAGAUAUGAUCUAUGAUCAUGUACAAACGUUGAUAGUCAUGUUGCUUUGAAUACACACACAUACAGUCAACACUGCCUCACAUACACAAACAUACUGCAGCAGCUCCUGGCCAAGGAAUCAGAGUAAACACUGUCAAAGCUGUGGGAGAAACAGAGUAAACACUGUCUAAGCUGUGGGGGAAUCAGAGUAAACACUGUCUAAGCUGUGGGGGAAUCAGAGUAAACACUGUCUACGCUGUGGGGGAAUCAGAGUAAACAAUGUCUAAACUGUGGGGGAAACAGAGUAAACACUGUCUAAACUGUGGGGGAAUCAGAGUAAACACUGUCUACGCUGUGGGGGAAUCAGAGUAAACAAUGUCUAAGCUGUGGGGGAAUCAGAGUAAACACUGUCUAAACUGUGGGGGAAUCAGAGUAAACACUGUCUAAGCUGUGGGGGAAUCAGAGUAAACACUGUCUAAGCUGUGGGGGAAUCAGAGUAAACACUGUCUAAGCUGUGGGGGAAUCAGAGUAAACACUGUCUAAGCUGUGGGGGAAUCAGAGUAAUAGUCUUAUGCCAAAGACCCUUGGCAGAAAACCAUUUAGACAAUGGCACAAAGUAUAUCAACUAGUCAUAUUAAGUGUGAGACUAAAUCAAACUUUCUUGUCUUGGGACCACAUUCAGUACAUUACAAACCAAGUGUCUGUUAUAUCUAUCGCAGGUGUAAAUGUAUUUGCGGUUAGCCUGUUCUGUUGUCCAUCUAGUCUAUGGUCAUUAACUCGUUGGGGCCUUGCUAAGAGACAGCUCGUCCUCUGUGAUGCCAACCCAUCUAACCUUUCAACUCUAGCCUUUAACCUGUCCUCAUAUUGACCAUGACCUCUCCAUCUCAGUGUUGUUUUGUGCUGGUGGUUUGGUGUCGUUUAAACGCUAUGAUAUGCCAAAUGCUGUCUUUGAAAAUGUCAUCCUCUGCCUGAGUGCUGGUUAUAGUGUUUAAUAAGUACACAAUACUAUGAACAUAUAUGAACAUAUAGUACUUGAUAUUUGUCUGAUUUGUUCUUGUAUCACUAAAUAAAGACGCAGGUGAGAGCAGGA
This is a messenger RNA of Oncorhynchus nerka (sockeye salmon), 1925 nucleotides long. RefSeq names its product complexin-3-like. The record is from RefSeq and is a predicted model, not a curated record. Lineage: Eukaryota; Metazoa; Chordata; Actinopteri; Salmoniformes; Salmonidae. Gene Ontology annotation, cellular component: SNARE complex; terminal bouton. Bases 306 to 776 code for a protein of 156 amino acids. Gene Ontology annotation, molecular function: syntaxin binding. Gene Ontology annotation, biological process: neurotransmitter transport; regulation of neurotransmitter secretion; synaptic vesicle exocytosis. The transcript has 3 exons.